This is a messenger RNA of Pelecanus crispus (Dalmatian pelican), 8868 nucleotides long. The record is from RefSeq and is a predicted model, not a curated record. Lineage: Eukaryota; Metazoa; Chordata; Aves; Pelecaniformes; Pelecanidae.
GCAUUUAUCCACGUGAUUGACAUCAACCAGCACCGUCCCCAGUUCCUGGAGAGCCAUUACGAAGUGAGGAUUCCUGAAGAUACCCCCUCAGGAAGGGAAAUCCUUCAAGUCAGUGCAACAGACAAAGACAAAGGCAAGGGGCUCAUCUACACCAUCCAUGGCAGCGUGGACCCCAAAAGCACAAGACUUUUCCAGUUGGAUCCAAGCAGUGGGGUCCUCACAACAGCAGAAGGCUUCAGUUCCCAGCCUAUGCCACAACACACACUAACAGUGAUGGUACGAGACCAGGAGGUCCCCAUCAAAAGGAACUUUGUUCGUGUCAUCAUCCAUGUGGAGAACUGCAACCUUCACCCUCCUCAGUUCAGCAGCAUCCAUUAUGAAGCAGAAGUGCUGGACUCAGCAGUGGUGGGCACAGAGGUUAUACAAGUCAGAGCCCUUGAUCAGGACCAAGGAGCCAAUGCUGAAAUCCACUACUCCCUUCAGGCAGGUAAUGGGGAAGGUUUCUUCAGCAUCGACCCGUAUUCUGGAAUUAUUACAGUUGCCCGGAAACUGGACCCAUCCAGGCAGGAGCGAUUUACUCUUAUUGUAAAGGCAGAAGAUCAGGGGUUCCCCCAGCUUAAAGAUUCUGCUACAGUACAUGUCCAUAUUAGACCCUCUGAUCGAACCCCUCCAAAAUUUCCAGAGACUGAAUACAUCACAGAGAUCAGUGAAUCCACUGCUGUUGGCUCUCCUCUGAUCCAGGUUUCAGCCACAAGCUUGUCACCAGUCAGCUAUGAAAUAAAAGAUGGAAAUGGAGAUGGAGUGUUCACCAUGAACUAUCAGUCAGGCCUUAUUUCCACUCAGAAGAGCUUGGAUUUUGAGCAGGUAUCUUUUUACCAGUUGAAAGUUCGUGGCACCAACAUGGCUGGAGCAUUUAUGGACACAAUGGUACUUAUCUAUGUCAUAGAUGAGAAUGACAAUGUGCCCAUCUUUGUUAAGCCUUCCUUCAUUGGCUGGAUCAUGGAGAAUGCUCCAUCACAAAGCAUGGUUCUGGAUGAAAGCAAUGCUCCCCUCGUGACCCAUGCAACAGAUGCUGAUCAAGACUCCAACGCUCUUCUGGUCUAUGAGAUUUUGGAACCAGAGGCACUGAAAUAUUUUACAGUAGAUCCUAGCACAGGGACACUGACCAGUCGCGCUGAUAUAGACUAUGAGCUCACCUCAGUUUUCCACUUCAGUGUACAUGCGCAUGACAGUGGAAGUCCCAGCUUAUUUGCAUCCAAGCCAGCCAAGGUCACAAUCCAUGUUAAAGAUAUAAAUGAUUCACCUCCAGUCUUUUUCAAAGACACUUAUGAGCUUUCUGUCUUGUUACCUGCCCACCCAGGGAUGGAGCUUUUGUCAGUACAGGCAAAAGAUGCAGAUUCAGAUGUGACCUACAGCAUCGUGGAGGGGAACCUUGAUAAUGCUUUCUAUAUUCAUCCACUCGCAGGUCUCAUCUCCAUUCUUAAUGCUACCGGCCUGGGAAGCUAUCGUGAACUCACAGUCAGAGCUGGUGAUGGCUUAUAUAAGAGUACUGCUCUGGUUAAGCUAAAUUUAACUCAAGCACAAGGUACUGGGUUAAAAUUUGAUCGAGACAUAUAUACAGCAACUGUGAUGGAGAACUCUACAGAUGAGAAGACUCUUACCAUUCUUGGGGUCAAGGGAUAUCAGCUAAAUGAACCACUUUUCUAUUCCCUUUUGAAUGGAAAGGAAAGAUUCAAAAUGAUCCAGGCAUCUGGUGUACUCCAGACCAAAGGUGUGAAAUUCGACCGUGAAGCACAAGACAUGCACGAGAUAGCUGUGGAAGUGAAGGACAAUAGGAAACCACCAAGGGUGUCCCAAGCCACAGUCAAGGUUUAUGUAGAGGAUGUCAAUGACAAUCCACCGCAGUUUGAAAACGUGCCAUAUUACACCUCAGUGCAGGAUGGCACAGAGCCAGGUGACGUACUUUUUCAGGUGUCAGCAACAGACAAAGACAUAGGGGAUAAUGGAGCCAUUACCUACUCAUUUGCAGAGGACUACAAAUAUUUUUGGAUUGACCCCUACCUAGGAGACAUCUCACUUAAGAAGCCUCUUGAUUAUCAAGCUUUAAAUAAAUACAACCUCCGAGUCAUUGCUAAGGACAAAGGUGAGCCUCCCCUCAGCGCUGAAGAGGAGGUUGUGGUCAGUGUGAGGAACAAAUCCAACCCUCUUUUCCAAAGUUUGUACUACCGAGUGAAGGUGCCAGAAAACAUCCCCCUGUACACAUCUAUCCUCCACAUACAGGCUCGCAGCCCUGAAGGCUUGCGCCUCAUCUACAACAUUGUGGAAGAAGACUCCCUAAAACUGUUCAGCACCGACUUCAAAACUGGUGUCCUUACUGUCACAGGUCAGCUGGACUAUGAGCUAGAGACAAAACACGCAUUCACUGUUAGAGCCACAGACACAGCGCUAGGAUCCUUUUCAGAAGCCAGAGUAGAGGUGGAUGUAGAGGACAUUAAUGACAACCCCCCUGUAUUUUCUCAGAUGAUCUACACGGCAUCUGUCUCAGAGAGUUUGCCAGCACAGACCCCCGUUGUCCAGCUCUUUGCUUCUGAUAAGGAUUCAGGCAGAAACAAAGUGGUGUCCUAUCAGAUCUUGGAUGAUGGUUCAGAUGCUACCAAGUUCUUUAAUAUUGAUGCCAGCACAGGGCAAAUAACAACGGCUCAAGCACUUGAUUAUGAAAAAAAUCAGCAGUUUCGCAUGAAAGUAAGAGCUGCAGAUCAUGGGAUGCCUCCGCUUAGCAGCGACGCCCUGGUAAUUGUGGAUGUGACAGACAUCAAUGACAAUCCCCCUGAGUUCAGCCAGCUUCAGUAUGAAGCCAAGGUAAGCGAAAUGGCUACGUGUGGGCACAUCGUGAUAAAAGUCCAGGCCCUGGACCCUGACAGCGGAGACACCACCCGACUGGAAUAUGUGAUACUCUCAGGCAAUGACAACAGGCAUUUCACUAUCAACAGCACUUCUGGAAUAAUAUCCAUGUUCAACCGCUGCAAAAAGGACUUGGAGUCAUCUUACAAUCUCAGAGUUUCUGCUUCAGAUGGAGUUUUCAAGAGCACUGUGCCUGUAUAUAUCAACACCACAAAUGCCAACAAAUACAGCCCCUCUUUUCGGCAGAAUGUGUACGAGGCAGAGCUGGCAGAAAAUGCUGAGAUAGGUACCAAAGUGAUUGAGCUGCUGGCUAUUGACCCAGACGGUGGCCCAUAUGGCACGAUAGACUAUACUAUCAUAAACAAACUCGCCCAUGAGAAGUUCUCUAUAGACAAUAAAGGUCAUAUUGCCACACUGCAAAAACUGGACAGGGAAAAUUCAACAGAGAGAGUUAUUGCCAUUAAAGUCAUGGCCAAGGAUGGGGGUGGGAAGGUGGCUUUCUGCACUGUCAAAAUAAUCCUUACAGAUGAGAAUGACAACCCACCUCAGUUCAAAGCCUCUGAAUACACGCUGUCCAUCCAGUCCAAUGUAAGCAAAGGCUCCCCCGUCAUCCAGGUACUGGCUUAUGAUGCUGAUGAAGGUGCAAAUGCAGAUGUCAUUUACUCCGUUGACUCCGUGGAAGAUGUGGCAGAAGACCUUGUUGAGAUCAAUGCUGCCACUGGGGUUGUGAAGGUCAAGGAGAGCCUUGUUGGUUUAGAAAACAGAGCCUUUAACUUCAAGGUGAAAGCUGAAGAUGGCAGACCCCCUCACUGGAACUCCCUUGUCCCAGUGAAUCUUCAGAUUGUCCCCAGGGAGGUGACAUUGCCAAGGUUUUCUGAGCCCCUUUAUACAUUCUCUGCAUCUGAGGAUCUUCCAGAGGGAUCAGAAAUAGGGUCAGUCAAGGCUUUUGCAGAGGAUCCCAUCAUAUACAGCCUGGUGAAGGGAACCACUACAGAAAGUAACAAGGAUGAGGUGUUCACAUUGGAUGAACAAACAGGGGCUUUGAAAAUCAAAAAGGCCAUGGAUCAUGAGACCACCAAGUGGUACCAGAUUGAUGUUAUGGCUCACUGCUCACAUCAGGAGACUGAGCUGGUCUCCCUGGUCUCUGUGAACAUCCAAGUGCAGGACAUCAAUGACAACAGACCUGUUUUUGAGGCAGAUCCCUACAAAGCUUUUGUCAUGGAGAACAUGCCAUCAGGAACCACAGUCAUUCAAGUGACGGCUAAUGACCAAGACACAGGAAGUGAUGGACAGGUCACCUACAGUCUGGAAGCAGAAUCUGGCAACCUCCGAGGACUCUUCACCAUUGAUGGUGAGAGUGGGUGGAUCACCACACUAAAAGAGCUGGACUGUGAAGCUCAGGAGAUCUAUCGGUUUUAUGUGGUGGCCACUGACCAUGGCAGGAAAGUCCAGCUCUCUUCCCAAACCCUGGUGGAGGUCACUGUCUCUGAUGAAAAUGAUAAUGCUCCACAGUUCACCUCAGAUUUCUAUAAAGGAUCAGUAAUUGAGAACGCGGAGCCAGGGCAGGUUGUUGUCACGCUGAGUACCAUUGACGCAGACAUCUCUGAGCAGAACCGGCGGGUCACAUGCUACAUAACUGAAGGAGACAUACUAGGGCAGUUUACAGUUAACCAAAUUGAGGGAGAAUGGACUAUUUCUUCCAAGAAACCUCUGGACAGAGAAGAUACAGAGAAAUACCUCCUCAAGGUUAUGGCCUCCGAUGGGAAAUUCCAGGCUACCACUGAAGUGGAAAUUUUUGUUCUGGAUAUCAAUGACAACAGCCCCGAGUGCGGCCAGAUAUUCUACACUGGGAGAGUCUCUGAAGACGCUCUGCCAGGUCUUUUCAUUUUGAAAAUAUCAGCAACUGACCCUGAUGUCGGCAGCAACGCCCAAAUAACCUACAGCCUCCAUGGCCCUGGUGCAGAGGAGUUCCGGCUGGGCCCACAUACAGGGGAACUGACUACGUCUGCACCUCUCGACCGUGAACAGAAACCUACGUACCACCUUGUUGCUAAAGCGACUGAUGGCGGAGGUCGUUCCUGCCAGGCAGAUAUAACACUGAUUGUAGAGGACACGAAUGACAACGCACCGAGAUUCUUCCCCAGUCACUGUGCCGUGGCCGUUUUUGACAACACCACAACAAAGACACCCAUUGCCGUGGUUGCUGCCAGAGACCUGGAUGAAGGUCUCAAUGCUGAGGUGGUCUAUUCUCUCUCUGACUCUGCCAAUGGACACUUUUCAAUUGAGGAAACCACAGGGGUGAUCCAUCUGGAAAAGCCUCUGAAGGAUUCGCAGCACUCGGCAUUUGAGCUGACAGUCUGUGCUACCGACCGGGGCACCCCGGAGCCCCUCUCUGCUCUUGGCACUGUCACUGUCUCUGUUGUGGAUCUAAAUGAAUAUCUGCCUGUUUUCCUGGCCCCUGAAUAUGUGGCCAUGGUUAAAGAAGACGUGGCUGUGGGUACGGAGGUCCUCAAUUUGUCAGCAUUGACAAGGGACAAUGCAGAAAACACAGAGAUCAAGUAUGAAAUUGUGAAUGGCAAUGACCAUGGGAAAUUUCAGCUCAACUCAAACACAGGUGCCUUAUACAUAAAUGGAAGCUUGGACUUUGAAGCGAGUCAUGAGUAUUACUUAUCCAUCGAGGGCACGAGGAAGGGCUCGGCUUCUCUCAGCGAUGUGACCAUGGUGGUGAUCAACAUAACCGACAUCAAUGACCAUGCACCAGAGUUCAUCCAAGACCCUUACUUUGCUGAUAUCCGGGAGGAUGCUGCAGUUGGAGAAAUCAUCCUCACGGUGUCAGCUGAUGACUUGGAUGGAGCAAUGAACAAUCAGAUCACAUAUUCAAUUGUGGGAGGAAACCCGCUAGGACACUUCACCAUUCAGCCCAAAAGCGGGCAGAUCAGCAUCGCUAAGCAUCUGGACAGGGAGGAGAUCUCCAGCUAUUCCCUGACAGUUCGAGCCACAGACAACGGUCAUCCUGCUCAGUUCAGUGAUGUCACUGUGCGUGUCCAUGUGUCUGAUGUCAAUGACAACCCUCCUCGGUUCUUCCAGCUCAACUACAGCGUGGUGGUGCAGGAGAAUGCUCCUAUGGGUACAAGCGUCCUGGAGCUGAUUAUGAGCGACAGAGACUCCCCAGAAAAUGGACCACCAUAUUCAUUCCAGAUCACCCAGGGCAACGAUGGGAAGGCUUUUGAUGUCACCCAAAAUGGUCUGCUGGUGACAUCAUCCGUCCUGAACAGAAGAAUGAAAGAACAGUACCUAUUACAAGUCCAGGUCUCUGACAGCGGCAUCCCUCCCCUGUCAUCAUCUGCAUUUAUAAAUAUCCAAGUGACUGAGCAGAGCCAGUAUGCCCCCUCAGCCCUUCCCCUGGAAAUAUUCAUCACCACCAACGAGGAAGCCUUCCGAGGUGGUGUUCUGGGCAAGAUCCAUGCCACAGACCGAGACCCCCACGACACAUUGGUGUACACUUUGGUGGCAGAAGUGCCCCAGGAGGGGCUUUUCUCUGUUGGGGCUGCGGAUGGAAAGAUCAUUGCUGGGGACAAGCUUCCCCAUGGCCACUAUCUUCUGAAUGUGACAGUCAGCGACGGUACGUUCAUAGCCACCACCAGCGUCAAUGUCCACGUGUGGUGCUUCACACAGGAGGCCUUAGACAAGGCAGUGGUGCUACACUUCCGCCACCUCUCCCCUGAGGAGUUUGUGGGGGACCAUUGGCGCAACUUACAGAGAUUUCUGGGAAACAUCCUUGUCACCCGGCGCCAAAACAUCCACAUGGCCAGCUUACAGCCUGCAGCUAGCUCUGAUGGAGUGGACCUGCUCUUGGCUGUUGGAGAGCCGCAUGGCUCCUUGUAUGAGCCUCGGGUCCUCGCAAAUAAGAUCACUGUGUCAGCUGGGGAGAUGGACCAACUUGUUGGUCUCCGGAUGAAGAAGGCAAUUCAUGUGCCUUGUCAUGGGUCAGAUUGCGCCCACCGUGUCUGCAAGGAAACCAUUCAGCUGGAUCCAGGCAUGAUGUCUACUUACAGCACUGCCCGACUCAGCGUCCUCACCCCACGGCACAGCUUGGAGCAAAUCUGUUCUUGCAAUGGAUCAGCUGUGAGGUUUGGGGGCCACAGCUACAUUUGGUACCAGCACUCACAGAUUGGCUCGUGGCACAUGCACUUUCGCCUGAAGACCCAUCAGCUGCAUGCUGUUGUGUUCUAUGCUAAUGGGACUGACCACGCCACUUUGGAGAUGGUUAAUGGAGUGCCUCAACUUGGGUACACCUGCCGGGGGAACUACACUGGGAACCUCUCCUCCUCACGUUUUGUGAGUGAUGGUGAGUGGCACUCAGUCUUCCUGGAGGUGAAAAACACGUCUGUCCGCUUGCUCAUCGAUGGACUGGGAAACGCCUCUCUCCAGCUGCCAGUGACCUGUAGCAUCUCCCAGGGCAGACGAGACUUGCUUUUUGGGGGCCUCCGGCAGAUGGUCCAGUCCCAAAGAGUCACACGGGGGUUCAGGGGCUGCCUGGACGUGGUUGCAAUCAAUGGCAGAGAAGUGGUUCUCCUGCCCGGGAAAGGACAAUCAAAGGAAGUCAUGGAGGAAGUGGGAAUAAAGCAGUGUUGCUCCCCCACCGGUGCCUGCAGCAGCAACCCAUGCCUCAACAACGGGAUGUGCUCUGAAACUCAUGGAGGAGGUUACUCCUGCAUCUGCCCUGGGCUGUUUUCUGGCGAGCACUGUGAGCUAGGGGACAGUCCCUGCGAGUCCAAGCCCUGCCUUCACGGGGGAACCUGCACCCUCUCUGCCACUGGCUACUCCUGCCACGGCGAAAGGUGUGAGAAGCUGGCCGAGGAAUGCCAAGACAACCCAUGCCGAAACGCAGGGCGCUGCGUGAGCAACCAGGGCUCCGUCCAUUGCAUCUGCCCAUCAGAUUACCAGGGGGACUACUGCACACAACCCAUCAUCACCCCCGCCAUCGUGCCCACACAGUGGGCAGUGGGCCCCGAGGAGAUUGCGGAGAUAGUAGCCGGCGUGCUGGGAGUGGCCAUCCUGGCCGUGGCCUUCGUGAUCAUCCGCAAGCGCUACUGCCACCGGGCCAAGGCACACAAGCCCGUGGCCCGGGAGGACCCCGACCUGCUCUCCAAGAGCGAGUUCUCCAAGAGCGUGGGUGUGGGGACACAAGCUGUGCCACCCAUUGAGCUCAACAUCCUCAGCGAUACAGCACACAACAACCUGGACCGGGCCACGCCGGAGCAGCGCAAACCCACCAAUACCCCUGAGUUCAUCACCUUCAAUUCGUCCAAUGCCCCAAAACACCGGGGCACCAUCGUGUGCAGCGUGGCACCCAACCUGCCCCCUGCUGCACCCCCCUCCAACUCUGACAAUGAGUCCUUCAUCAAGUGCACCUGGGCCAGGGAGGAAAUGGUCUACCCAGCAGAAACAACCUACUGGCCUCCCCGGUACCUGUCAUCAGACGUCCAGGAAUAUUCCCACUACGAGAUCAUUCAAGGUCCCCCUGCAUCCUCCUCCCCCCCUCCUCUCCCCCCACCGCCCCCUCCACCAGCGGACGCGGAGCCAGUUGCUCUUUAUGGGGGCUUUCCCUUCCCACUGGACCAGAGCAACAAGCGGGCCCCCAUCCCACCCCGCUACAGCAACCAGAACCUGGAGGACUUCUUGCCACUCAGCCCCGUGGACAUGGGAGCCUCCCAGUGCCAAAACGAAUAUACGGCCAUCAGCUACUACCCAGCGCAGCUGGUGCAGGGCGAGGGCAUCCCAUACCAGCCCGACCCUGGCUACAAGCGGGUGAGCAUGCGCCUGAGCGUGGCCCAGCCCUCCUAUGCGGACUGCGAGGUGGGCCACCAGCCCAGCAUCCGAGCCCAGCCCCUUCCACCCCCCAACUACGAGGGCUCCGACAUGGUGGAGAGCGACUAUGGGAGCUGCGAAGAGGUGAUGUUUUAA